This is a messenger RNA of Limulus polyphemus (Atlantic horseshoe crab), 6996 nucleotides long. Its product is annotated as pleckstrin homology domain-containing family M member 2-like. Gene Ontology annotation, biological process: lysosome localization; regulation of protein localization; Golgi organization. Gene Ontology annotation, cellular component: endosome membrane. Bases 354 to 3203 code for a protein of 949 amino acids. Gene Ontology annotation, molecular function: kinesin binding. Lineage: Eukaryota; Metazoa; Arthropoda; Merostomata; Xiphosura; Limulidae. The transcript has 16 exons. The record is from RefSeq and is a predicted model, not a curated record.
CCUAUUUCUAUUGUAUUCUAACAUAGUUUAUUGAGAAACCAAAGUGAGGUUCUAUGUGUAAGUUAGAGCUAUAGUUGUCAAAACCUUUAAAAGAUACUUUACACAUCGAUAUUUCGUGUCUGUUCUUCAUUGAACUGUUAUUUCUUUUAUAAAGAAAUGUUAAAAUAAAACACUUUCGUUUUUCUAUUUCGUGACACCAGAUGUCAAUUUACUAGUAAUCAUUAGACUUCAUCAGACAAGUAACAGUAGUUUGUUGUUUGACCCAGAGGAAUGUAUGGAAGGGGGCUUUUGAUGUUGUGUAAUCUAACUGAAUUUUUCAGUUAUGUGUGAAAUUCAGUCAUUUGAAUGUUCAUAUGUCUACCGAGAUGGUGUCUCCGAUUGAAAGUGUUCCAGUUAUAGAAGCAGUUGCAUCUUUAGAAGCUGAUGAUGAAGCUAAAGACAGGCUGUUGAGAAGUGUUCAGCUUGCCGUUGGAGAGAUUCAAGAUUUAGCCAGCAAAGCAAAUCCAGAAUUUAUUUUAAAUGGACAGUUGCAAGAAGUGCAUUUCUUGUGUGAGAGGUUGGAUAAAAUUUUCUUGUAUGGCCUGAAGCAGUUACAAUGGGGUUACUGGCCAUUUGUACAAGAAUUUUGUCAUCGAAAUACCCAAGAUUAUUUGAAAACACUGGAGCUAGUUACAUCUAGUCUUGGAAAAAGUCGUGCUUGGCUUUUUCAUUCCCUGAAUGAAUGCAUGUUGGAAGCUUACAUCAGGUCAUUCCUUCAGAAUCCAAAAAUAGUCCACAAGUUUUAUAUGCAGUCAGCCUUAUUUAGAGAUGAACAGAGGACUCAACUGUUAGUUACCAUAUUAGCUGGCCUAGAAUUUGUUCCUUUCCAGCUUGAACUAAAUGUACUCAGCCUUGACAAACCAGAGUUUUUAUCUUCAACAAGAAGUUCCAAAAAACAAGGUACAGCAUCAUCAUGGAGUUUGGACAAGGACUCAGAGGGAACAUUACCCAGUUCCAGCUCAUUGGGAAGUUUUCAAGAAAUUGACAUGGGUGUUGUGUGCCCACAGAAUGGUAUGGAAGUUAUGUGUGAGAGGGGUGUUGUAGAAGUUGAAGUGCAUGCAGAGGUGGAUAAUAAUGCUAUUCCAAAGGCAACUCCUCCAGAAGAAAGGACCAGGUUACAACAUAUCAUUGAUAAGGAGUCUCUGAACAGUGAUGAUACUACCUCAGAUACUACUGAUGUUGAAGUGAUACGCACCAGAGUUGUUCGUAGACGAAAGAAAGUAACGUACAAGUCUGGAAAUAGUUGUGAUAAUCUUAGUAUUGAUACUCAGAAGCAAGAUGAGCUUAGAGAGAACUUGGAAAACAGGGAAAGAGAAAAUCAAAAGAGUUUUGUUUGUAACAGAUAUAGUAGAGAUUCUGGAAUGUGUUGUGAUACUCCUAAUCUUGAAUUGGAAGAUGACCUGGAGCAACAAAGGAACAAGAGGAAUAUACUACAAGUGCAUGACACUUCUCUUGAUCUUAAAUUUUUAAGAUCUUCAGAAGCACUCAAUAUAAACAGUAGGGAAACAAAAAAAAUUAAAGAAAAGGGUCUUUCUCCAGUGUGGAUGGAGGAAAGAGGAGUACCAGAGGGUGAAGAAGCACCACACUCUAAACAUCAAAACCAAGAAAACUCUUGCUGUUCUUCUUUGGUACAGCUAGAGUCUCCAAAUUCAGAGGAUUCUGAAAUAUCAAUCUAUGACUCUGGGAAGGCUUCCAGUAACAUGAUUGAUAAUAUAAAAAAAUCUAGUUCUGUAUUUCGGGGUUUUCAAGAAGACAGUUUUGAAGUGGAUGAAGUUGAAACCGCUAAGAUCUCACCAAUUAAAGGAGAAAAAUGUGGUUGCACAGAAAUGUUCCAAAAUCACCUCUUAAAGAAGAAAAGUUCAGAUGAAUUUUCAGGUUCACAAUCAGAUCUCAGAUUACACAACAAUACUCUUCUGUUUUUGAUGUUAGAAGUGUUUGAAAAUGAAGAUGAAGUUUUCUACAAGAUGUUCUUAACAGCUACAGAAUUUGUGGAAGGUCAUGGUCAACAUAUAUUUCUCUUGCUCACCAGUAAAUGUCUGUAUGUGUUGCAACCUGGUAUUAGUGUUUACAAGUUCCAUAAGCUUCUGUGCUUCACCUAUUCAGAAAUUGAUUGUGUGCUGUUGUUUUUAAACUAUCAAGGGUUUUUACUGAUCAGUCAAGACAGAAAGAAAAAGUUUCCUGUUUGGACGGCUAGUGAGCAUCUGACAAGGAGCAUCAUAUCUAGUCUAGAGCUUGCAGUUAGAGGUUCAAAAUCUUCUGCUCUCCCAUGUGUACCUACUGACUGUAUUGGACAGAUAACCCUGCUUAAAAAGGCUUUGAGUGCAGAAAUAAAAUGUGAAGUGGCUGAUUUGGAAAUACACCAUUACGUUCUUGCUUACUGGGAUAAUCACAAGAGAGGUCACUCGUCACCAGGAACUCUGGGUGGUCCAAGGAGAAGUGGCUUUCUAAUGUAUCGAACAAAACUGGGUAGAAACGGGAUUUCUAACUCUUGGAAACCAGCCUAUUUUGUUCUGAAGGCUGGUGUCCUUUACUGUUUUGAUCAAGAAGGAGUAAAAGAACCAAGGUUCUUCAUACAUCUGAGGUUUCCAUAUUGCGGUGGCUGUAGGAGGCUCCCAUUAGAAGAUAAACCUCAUUCAUUCGAAUUAAUCCUCCCAAAUUGGGACUCCCUUCAGAUGGCAGCAUCUGAUGAUAAUGAAACUAGUGACUGGCUUCAGGAUUUUCUGCACACAGUUUCUCUGGCAGAUCGUGUUUUGGAAGUAGAUCCUCCACUUCCUUAUCAGUGUUGUCUGGUUCUUGCUGGAGACUAUAUGUUUACAGUCUUAGAAAAUAAUUAUGGAGGAGAAGUGAAGGCAGUUCUAGGUAAAACCAACAUUACUGAUCUUCUAACCUUGAGUACUGAUGAAGAAAUGCCAAAUUACUGUAUACUGGAGUUUGAUUGCACAGAAGUAGAUAAUUGCAGUGGUGAGUGGAUCUUCUAUUUUAUGACUGAGCAUGAGCAGCACAAGUUUGUGAAUGUUGUUUCUGGAUUGUGGGAAAAUCUAUUCAAGAUCCCAUUGGCCAAAGCAGCAAGUAAAGACCUAAGUUUGAGAAGAAAAUGUCAAGAAAGGUGGGGUUAUACAUGCCAGACUAAGGAAGUGCUUGAGAAGCUUUGUUUGGAUAGUUGACAAUAGUAUGGUAUUGUAUGUGAUGUUAAACUGUAAAUGAAAUGCAACUUAUAUUAUGAAAGUACUUAUAUUUUAAACAUAAAUACUCCCUGAUUUGUUUAAGUUGAAUUAAACAUAGUUUAGUGAUUACUUGCAUUUUAAGCGGAGUAGUUUUGGAUCAUUGAACUGAAAACUGAGAUAUUGCUUAAGAUGUAUGGGUGAAAGUCAAAUAAGUUAGGGAAGAGCAACGUCAGGCAUUAUUUCCAUAGGCUUUAAUGCUUCUUGUUCCAGAAAUUUUGAAGUCAAAUUCUAGUGUAAAUUUACUAUCAGAAACAGCAUUAAAAACAUAUGUAUGUGUGUUUUUUUCUUUACAUUUUAGGUAUUAGCGUUAUUAUUAAUAUCACUAAAAGAUAUGUAUAUGUGUGUAGAAAGGAAAUAUUAACAUUUAUAUCUAACACUACAAUUAGGUUUUGUUAGUGAUUUUAUAGUGAUAUAUUACAUAUCUGUUAUCAACUGAUAUAGUAUUAUUCCAGUUUUUAUAUAAUACUAGGAAUACUUGAUGAUAAAUAUACAAGUAGAAUUCAGUAUUUUAUGAACAUUUCAUUGUGUCAGCUAAACUGUAGUAAUGCAAAAUGCUAUAAUUUUGAUAUUCUAUGCUUGUUGUUGUGCAGUUAUUGGUUUAUGGGAAAGUGUGCUGCAAAAAUUGAAGAGUAAAUUCUUACAAAGCCUAAUUUGAACAAAGGAAUGACUAGACCCUAACUUUCAGAACAGAUGAUUGAUUUAGAAAGUUCAUAAAACCAGUGGUUCCCAAAUUGAAGUUCCUGAGAUGACCACUAGGUAUUUAAAAAUAUUCACUUUAAUACUUCAAAUGAGAAUUUUAUUUAUUGCAAUAAAUUUGAAUACCCAGUGUUGUUUAUGCCUGAGUUAAUUUUUCAAGUAACAAAAUGCAGUGAAAGUUAGGUACUUCAGAGAGGCUGUUAUUUAAAAUUUCUAUUAAAUCACUUAAGUGGAGGUCCUCAGUCAGAUGUUUAAGGUCUUGGGAAGCCUCCAGUUUGGGAACCCCUAACUUAGUGCAUAUUGUAAUCAACAGACAUUGUACAAUUACUAGACCAUUACUUUAAUCUUUACUGAGAGAAUUUAUCUGACUUUUAUCAUUGUGUUUUUUUUUAAUUUGUUAAAGAGAAUGAAAGAGCACAAUGUGUUUAGUUUGUUGUGGUAAAUUACCUUAUUAUUUCUUCUGAGACAGUUAAGUGGUUUUUAUUUUUGAUUUAAUGAAAAAAAUUACAUUUAAGGUAAAAGACUUGAGUGUAUCUCAGAUUGUUUUACAUAUAUUGGAUUAAAGUUGUCAAGUUCUUUUAUUUAUAAUAUAAAAAUAGAUCAUUCUUACUGUUUGAACUUUAAAUAUUUAAAGUCAUGAUCAUUUUAAAUGUCUUCUUACAUUUCCAACUGUACUAGACAUUGAAUGUUUAAUUUUUUUUAUGCUGUUCAUUUUUUUAUUUGUUUCUUACCAAAUAUCAUAAAAUGAUUAAGAAAAUCUUUUAUUAUGACAGACAACAGAUCAUCUGCUGUAACAUUCCCUAAAUGCUGUUUUGUGAUUUUAAAUUAAUAUUUCUGUGUGUAUUGAUAAUUUGAAAAAACUUAUUGCAUUUAUCAUAAUUUUAUCAAAGACAAGAAACUAUCCAUUUAUUCUGCUUAUGUAUUGAUUAAGGCUAACAAGAAGAAAGCAGCUUAAAACAUGGAAAUUUGUUUGGUAAGCCUUGGCAAUACCAGGUUUUAUUAGAACUUGAUAAACAAAGCAGGAGUGGUAUGAGUGCUGAUUAGUAUAAUUGUUGGAAGUUUUUGUAUUGUGGGUGAUUUGUUAAUAUUGGAGCAAAUUGAAUAGAAAAGGAAGGUUUCAAAACUAGUGUAUAUUUUUGAAAUAUAGAUCGAUAAAAGUGUGAUAAUUGUGGUUUUGUAUAUUAUUGAAGCAAAUUAUAAAGAUGUGAAAGGUUUAAAAAUUGUAGUUAGUGCAGAUUGGAGAUUAUAAAGAGCUGGAAUGUUUGAAAACUGUUAGUUUGUAUUGUUGAAGCAGAUCAUAAAGAACUGUAAUAUUUUAAACCUUUUAGUGUGUAUUGUUGGAGCAGAUCAUAAAGAACUGGAAUGUUUGAAAACUGUUAGUGUGUAAUGUUGGAGUAGAUUGUAAAGAACUGGAAUGUUUGAAACUUAGUGUAUUGUUGAAGCACAUCAUAAAGAACUAGAAUAUUUGAAAACUGGUAGUGUGUAUUGUUGGAGUACAUCAUAAAGAACUAGAAUAUUUGAAAACUGGUAGUGUGUAUUGUUGUAGUAGAUCAUAAAGAACUAGAAUAUUUGAAAACUGGUAGUGUGUAUUGUUGGAGUAGAUCAUAAAGAACUGGAAUGUUUGAAAACUGGUAGUGUGUAUUGUUGGAGUAGAUCAUAAAGAACUGGAAUGUUUGAAAACUGGUAGUGUGUAUUGUUGGAGUAGAUUGUAAAGAACAGGAAUGUUUGAAAACUGGUAGUGUGUAUUGUUGGAGUAGAUUGUAAAGAACAGGAAUGUUUGAAAACUGGUAGUGUGUAUUGUUGGAGUAGAUCAUAAAGAACAGGAAUGUUUGAAAACUGGUAGUGUGUAUUGUUGGAGUAGAUCAUAAAGAACAGGAAUGUUUGAAAACUGUCAGUAUGUAUUGUUGGAGCAGACCAUAAAGAACUUGAAAGUUUUUAAAACUGGUUAAUGUAUAUUAUUAGUGCACUGGUAAAUAUAUAUAUUAUCAGAGGAAUUCUUAAAGAAGUUAGAAGUUUGGAACUGAAUACUAUAUCAUUGAAGCAGUUCAUAAAAAUAUGUGACAUGUAAAAUGCAUUGGACCAUAUUUAAUGGCCCCAUUUUUAUUUUGUAUGAAAUUGUUAGUGAAGAUUAACAUUUAAUGCUUUGUAGCUAGAUGUAAAAUAGAAUUAGAUAUAUGCAUUUUUGGUGCUUUGAUUUUGAGGAUGUAUGCGAGUUGCAUACUAAUUAUUUAAAUUAUUUAAUGAUGUAUUAAAAAAUAUUAUUUUUGAUAUUUAAAGAUUGUCAUGCAAGUGGUUGUAAAUCAUUUUGGAGUUCUGGAGAAGAAGAAGAAAGUAAUUUGCUGGAAAUAAAGUGAAAUUAUUCCUCCCUCAACUGCUUAAACAUAAGUGGUUGCCUGUGGGUUUCCAGUUUACAUAGUGUAAUUUAUCUUAUCUUGAGUAUUUAAAAAUAGGAAUACUGUUAUCAGUAUUCAGUAAUUGUUUGAAAUGUUGCUUUUAUAAGAAUAUUGAGGCUACUUUGUCACUUUUUGGGUUAUUUAUAGUGUAUCAUUUGCAAGAUAAUUUUUGAAGGAUUUUUAUUUCUACUUGUACAACAAAACGUAAAAUAUUGUAUAGUGCUUUAGAAUUGCUACAAAAAAUAAAAUCUUGUAUACUGGUUAGAGCACAAUUAUUAUAAUGUUGAAGAUAUUCAGACUGAUACUUAUUGGAUAAUUUUUUCAAAAUGAAGUAUUUAACAUGAUAUAAAUUAUUUCUUAAUUCUCCAAUUUUGAAACAGCGAACUUUUAAUCAGUUUAGUAUGUGUUUGAGAUUCUUAAUUAUGAUUAUGCUGCUGUUUUUUUUUGAAGGGGAAUUAUUAUGUGCUGUAUGUUGUCAUUUAGUUUUAUAACUAAGAAAGGUUUUAAACAUUGAUUGCUUUGUUUUCUUCUGAAUUAAAAUAGACUUGAGGGGUUUCACCUCCGUGAUAUUUAUAAACUUUUUUAUCGUGAUUAACUGUGAUUUUGUUAAAAUACCUUGAAAAAUAAAUCCUCUUUCACUCCUC